Messenger RNA from Anastrepha ludens (Mexican fruit fly), 1043 nucleotides. RefSeq lists its product as uncharacterized. NCBI's taxonomy places the organism in Eukaryota, Metazoa, Arthropoda, Insecta, Diptera, Tephritidae. The transcript has a single exon. Bases 193 to 867 code for a protein of 224 amino acids. The record is from RefSeq and is a predicted model, not a curated record.
AACCAACCAACCCACCAAUAUAAUAACCAUGCGGAAUAGUUGGCGAGUUGCCAAUGGCUUUACAACAGUUUAAUGUAACUUGUGAAGGUGUCUAGUCAAAUCGGUGCGUACACAUUGAGCAACACGCGCAGAUACCAAAAUUCGUGCAUAAUUUUUUGUAAUGUAAUAAGUGGAUAAAUUGACAUUAUCAUCAUGAUGUGGAACGAUCUGUGCUUUAAACUUUACUUCUGGCCAUUUUUGAACUAUCUGGCGGGGCUCAAAGGAAUUUGCCCGUUUUAUAUAGGUUACUUCCUUUUUAUCAUGCUACCACCGGGUACUUUAAUGAACACGCCUUCCACAGCCUCCACAACAACCUCAACAACAACCACCACAACAACAACUACCACCACCGCAGGCCCUCCCACUGUGCCAACAUUUUCGCCUACCCCACCAACAUUUUCGCCUACAGCACCAACAGUCACAACGAUGCAGCCGUGCCCAGAUCAACCCUUGGCGUGCUUGAAUGGUAACGUGUCACCAAUACCCAACUGCCCAUGCAUUGAUCCAAGGCUGAGCGGAAUGGUGGGUAUGAUGGGGGCGCCAGGUAUGACAAUGACACCAUUGCUGGCUAGAUCAGGUCCCGCGUCAUCGGAAUUCCAAAAUGCUGGAGAAUUGUCAGAUCGUCUGACAUUUAUGCCAAUAAAUACACAAGCAAAUGCUCCUCCAAAUUUACAACCGAAAGCAAGUGGUUAUUUUAACUUUGCUAAUAGAGCGCAGUCCGGCGCAACAACGAAUGCUCCAAAUUUGUACGGACCCGUGCCCAUGGGCUCUGAUAUGAUGGUUUUUAGCUCACUUAAUGGUCGUCGACGUAGGAAGAGGCGAAAGUGAAUGUGAAAGUGAAUUAUGAAGAAUUUAAUUUUUAUAUGCACACAAACGCAUAUAUACAUACAUACGUAUAUACGCAUACUUAUAUACAUCUUUAUAUGUAUAUGAAUUUUGGUCUGAAGUAUAAAUCAAUAUAUAAAUAUCUAAUAUACUUAUCUCUAUCAAUCAAUGAAUCAACA